AGGCACUCCCUUGUGUUAGAUCCAAGAAGCAACCACAAACAAGAAUCAACAACAAGAGAGGAGGAGGAAGAAGAAGAGAUCGAAGAUGGCCGACGGCGAGGACAUCCAGCCGCUGGUGUGCGACAACGGGACAGGUAUGGUGAAGGCCGGGUUCGCCGGCGACGACGCGCCCCGGGCGGUGUUCCCCAGCAUCGUGGGGCGGCCGCGGCACACGGGGGUCAUGGUGGGCAUGGGGCAGAAGGACGCGUACGUGGGCGACGAGGCGCAGUCCAAGCGUGGUAUCCUCACCCUCAAGUACCCCAUCGAGCACGGCAUCGUCUCCAACUGGGACGACAUGGAAAAGAUCUGGCAUCACACCUUCUACAACGAGCUCCGCGUGGCCCCCGAGGAGCAUCCCGUCCUGCUCACCGAGGCGCCCCUCAACCCCAAGGCCAACCGUGAGAAGAUGACCCAGAUCAUGUUCGAGACCUUCAACACCCCCGCCAUGUACGUCGCCAUCCAGGCCGUGCUCUCCCUCUACGCCUCCGGGCGAACCACCGGUACGUACGCAUUACAUCUUCUUCUCACCACCUACAACUCCAUCAUGAAGUGUGAUGUGGACAUCAGGAAGGACCUCUACGGCAACAUCGUCCUCAGUGGUGGCACCACCAUGUUCACCGGCAUCGCCGACAGGAUGAGCAAGGAGAUCACCGCCCUCGCGCCCAGCUCCAUGAAGAUCAAGGUCGUCGCCCCGCCCGAGAGGAAGUACAGUGUGUGGAUCGGAGGCUCCAUCCUCGCCUCCCUCAGCACCUUCCAGCAGAUGUGGAUCGCCAAGGCCGAGUACGACGAAUCCGGACCAUCCAUCGUCCACCGGAAAUGCUUCUAGAUACUCAUAUAUCCACCCCAUUCCAUCGUCAUUAUCUUACCUUAUCAUCAUCAUCAUCAUCAUCACCAAACAAAACAAAAGUAAAGGCGCGCCGACGAUGCAUGGGAUCAUCACUACUACUGCUGCCG
This is a messenger RNA of Triticum dicoccoides, 993 nucleotides long. Its product is annotated as actin-11-like. The record is from RefSeq and is a predicted model, not a curated record. Bases 86 to 865 code for a protein of 259 amino acids. The transcript is spliced from 2 exons. NCBI's taxonomy places the organism in Eukaryota, Viridiplantae, Streptophyta, Magnoliopsida, Poales, Poaceae.